CUAAUAAAUGUAACUUACCAUGUUCACAGGAUGUUGCACUAGGCAAGCAUUGUCCCUGGAUGGUAUCGCAUGCUUAUGACUGGUUUUACCAAGCCCCAGCUAUUUUGGUUCUCUGCGUGAACGUGGUGUUCCUCUUCAUGAUAAUGUGGGUGCUGAUAACGAAGCUCUGGUCCGCGACGAACGUGGAAACUCAGCAAUACAGGAAAGCGAGCAAAGCAUUGCUGGUUCUGAUACCGCUCCUCGGAGUGACUUACGUCCUGGUGCUAACAGGACCGACCGAGGGUCAGGUUGCUAAUGCAUUCUCCUACGCUCGAGCCGUGUUACUUUCUUCUCAGGGACUGUUCGUCGCAUUGUUUUACUGUUUCCUGAAUACCGAAGUACGAAACACGGUGAAAAGCCACAUCGAACGUUGGACCACAGCCCGCGAUCUCGACACAGAAAGAAGAUUGUACUGUCCACCAUCGAAUCCAUACAGAAAAAGGGACUCGUCUGUAAGCGAGACGACGACUACAACCGUUGUUGGAUUAAACUCGACGACCACAUUUCUAGAUAAAUCGAAGAAGGCGAUCUCGGAGGAUAUGAACGAGUAGGAAUGAUUUUGAUUCGAGUAAAGAAAUUUCCUCGAAGAAUCGAUUAAUCGUCGAAAAAUAUUUCAAGCUGCAUGCACUUGAAAAAGAGAUACUCGAAAGCUAAAUCAACAUCCGAAAGAAUGUCUCUAUUUUAUUUCUUUAUUUCGUAUAAACUGUUGACUCUUUUUUUAAUCUGAUAUUUGAAGAGUGAAAUGCCUAUCUGAUGAGAUGGGAAAUUGUUGUUUAUUGUUUAAAAAAAUAUAUGUUUGCGAAUUUUUCAUAGUUAUAGGGAGGAAUAUGGAUUAGAAAGCGAAUUAAUUAUUGUGAAUGUUAUAAGCGAUGAAAGCAAGAGGAAAUAAUAAUUGAAGGAGAAAAAGAUUGAAACGUAUAUAUCUUGUUAAAGAAUUGUUUAUGAAAGAAU
Molecule: messenger RNA, 990 nt
Organism: Apis florea (little honeybee)
Lineage: Eukaryota; Metazoa; Arthropoda; Insecta; Hymenoptera; Apidae
Gene: Dh44-R1
Product: Diuretic hormone 44 receptor 1
Biological process (GO): adenylate cyclase-modulating G protein-coupled receptor signaling pathway; cell surface receptor signaling pathway
Cellular component (GO): plasma membrane
Molecular function (GO): peptide hormone binding; G protein-coupled peptide receptor activity; diuretic hormone receptor activity
Source: RefSeq, a predicted model, not a curated record